Labeo rohita (rohu) is the source of this 2923-nucleotide messenger RNA. RefSeq names its product butyrophilin-like protein 3. The record is from RefSeq and is a predicted model, not a curated record. The transcript has 18 exons. The coding region runs from base 175 to 1398 and encodes 407 amino acids. NCBI's taxonomy places the organism in Eukaryota, Metazoa, Chordata, Actinopteri, Cypriniformes, Cyprinidae.
AGGAACUGUGUAAUCACUUACGUUGUUCAGUGAUAUGAGAAAGUAAAACUAAACCAGGACUAAUCUCUGUAUGAUCUCGCAUUUAUUCACACUCUUGAGAGCAGUCAAUGUUGAGUUUAAGGUAAGUCAUGGAAGAACUGAAAAGCACCUGAACAACUUCCAUGUCUUUCAAAUAUGAAGUUUAUUUGUUUGACCCUCCUGAUUAUUAGUGGAAUUACUGAUUCAAGAUCAGAAGAGUAUGAUGUGGUGGGACCUGAAGAUGCUGUUCUUGCUGUAGCUGGUGAAGAUGUGAUUCUGCCCUGUUCUCUCAAACCCAACACCAGUGUUGUGGACAUGAGAGUGGAGUGGUUUAGACCUGGUCUGAAAGACUCAUUAGUGCAUCUCUAUGAGGAUCAUGAAGACAGAAACACAGAUCAGAUUCAGUCCUACAGAGGCAGAACAGAACUGAUCCAUCAAGAACUGCAGAGAGGAAACGCUUCACUCAAACUCUCAUCAGUCCGAGCCUCUGAUGAAGGAUAUUAUAAGUGUUUCAUUCAGUCCAAAUCCUGGUAUGAUGAUGUAACUGUUGAUGUCCGUGUUGAAGCUGUAGGACGUCCUCCACUGAUCACUGUAGAUGGAUUUGAUCAUUCAGAAAGGCUUCAUUUGCAGUGUGAAUCUGAAGGUUGGUAUCCUGAACCUUAUCUUGAGUGGCUGAACAGUGAAGGAGUCAGUUUGACUUCAGAAACUACUGAGACACAGAAAAACACAGACAGAUUCACUGUGAAACACACCAUCACUGUACAUCACAGUGUCGGCAAGAUACUCUGCAGAGUCAGACUAAAGCAUCACAUGCUGGAGACACAGAUUGUGACCUCAAGUAAAAGUUUUAAUCCAUGGAGGACAUCAGUCAUCUUGAGUUUAAUUGCUGUUGCGCUCAUUGUGAUUGCUGGAAUGCUGAUAGCUGCAGUUGUUUGUAAAAACAGAGAACUUGACAACUACGGAAUGAGUACAGUAGACAGAAAGCAAGAACUUGAUCAACUAAAGAAUGAGAACAUGACAAAUCAAAAAGAAUGCAAAGUACUACAGAAUAAGAUUAGCAGAACACAACAAGAAUGCAAAAAACUACAGAAUGAGAUUAAGGAAAUACAACAAGAACGCAAUGAACUUUUAAAGAACGAGAACAUGAAAAUAAAAGAAGAGCUUCAUCAACAAGAGAAGUUUAGAAAACAAGAAGAACUUGAGAAGAUCAGAAAACAAAAAGAACUUGAGAAGAUCAGAAAACAACAAGAACUUGAGAAGAUCAGACAACAACAAGAACUUGAGAAGAUCAGACAACAACAAGAACUUGAGAAGAUCAGACAUCAAGAAGAACUUGAGAGGAUCAGAAAACAAAAUGGAGGAAACUGUCUUUUACAAUGAGGUGCAGGUGGCGGAGUGAACUAAGUGGUAUUUAGGCCAUAAACAUGAUGGGCUGGAACAGUCUGAGUGUGGAGCCUGGGUUGUGGAUUAUGAGGAGGGUCUGGCCUCCUUUUAUGAUGAGUCCAUCUUACACUGGUCAGUCUUUUGAUGAGAAACUUUAUCAUAAACAUUUCUGUGUUAGUUAUGUUUCUCACAUAGCUUUUGACUGUUGACAUGUGGGUCAUUCUAUAAUUGUGGGUACAUCUCAUGUCCGUGAAGUAUAUAUAUAUAUAUAUAUAUAUAUAUAUAUAUAUAUCUUUAAGGUUGCUCAUUCUACUCUGCAGUUAAGCAUGAAAAUGACCUCAAAUAUAAAUCAUAUAAAUUUCAUAGUUUUGCCUUCAGUUAGAUUGGGUUAUCAAGACAUUUGGGUAUGCUCUUUAAAAAAAAAUUAAGUGUUUAUUGUUAUAUAACCUCAAAAAGGAAUGGUUUUUCACAUAAUUUGACUGUCAACAGUGUUACUCAAGUAUUAUUGCUGUGUUUUGUUUAUGAAAAUAUAUUUCUAAACAUACCAUACACUGUAAAAAAAAUCCUGUAAAAAAAAAACGGUAAAAAGACUGGCAGCAGGGAUUCCAGAGAUAUUCCGUUAAAUUACAGAAAAUCACCAUUUUUCAAAAUUACAAGCAAAAACUGUAAAAAUACAGAAUACACUUUAUGGUCAAAAUUAAUUAAAUUACAGUAUAUUAUCAUUGAUAAUAUACAAAAAUUAUGUUAAAUUACAUAGAAAACAACCAAAUUUCAGGUUAAUUGCGAUAAAUUUAAGGUUUUAAUAAGUUAUUUUAUAGAACUGCUCUGUCCAUCUACAGUAAUUUACUUUUAAACUACAGUUUUUCUAUGUACAAUAACUAAGAAAUAAUUUAUAAAAACGCAGUAAGCACAUAUUUUGUAAAGGAUUAAUCCUUCUUUUUACAGAAAAAUUAAAAAGGUAUUUAGAAGUUAUUUUAUGUCUACCUGGAAUCAUUUUGUUAAAAUACAGAUAUUAUUAACUACAAUAAUCAAGAAAUGUUGCAUAAAAAUGUAGUAAAUUCGUAAUGCAAAGACAAUGUCUGCAGAUAUUUUAAUCAUUCAUUUUCCAGAAAUAUUACAGUUUAAAAUGUUUGGACAGUAGAGAAAAGAGCACAGUACUUAGAAAUACAUAAAAAAGAACAUCAUCAUUUUCAGCCAAUUUCUGUAAAAUUAACAACAUAUUCUACAGUCACUGUAUUAGUCAUUGUACAGAAGCACUGUAUGUCAAGUUAAAUGAAUAAUAAAAUUAUAGGAAACAUGUUUAGUACAUCAUUUAGAACAUGCAAAAAUACCUACAUACAAGAGGCAACUGCUGUAUACCUGUAUACAUUUACAGUGACAUUUUAUCCAAAGCAACAUACAAAGUCCCAGUUAGUCUAACACAGUAGACAUAGCAGUUUUUUAAUAAACAGAAAGUGUUAGUAUUAAAGGGAUAGUUUCUGUGUAUAUGACUUUCUUCUUUCAGACAAAAACAAUCAGAGCU